GUCGUGGUGGUGCUUAUACUUGUCUGCUUGCUUGUCUGCUUGCUCACUGACUGGCUGGCUAGCUGGCUCAACAUUGUCCCUUGCCCCGUAGCGACAAUCUGCUCUGGAGACUUCUUCUUUCUUCCGACAGACAGUUUCGUCAACGCAGUGACACGGCCGAUGUGAUGAUAAUGAUCCAUACGGUCUCAACCAUCAUCAGUCACUGAGACACGGUCCACACCUAGAUACAUAUAUUUUUUUUCGUCUGGAUCUCCUCUGCCCAUCGUCUUCCUCCUACUUGGUACAAUAAUGAUCUAGCAGAUCAUCUGAAGUGGAUAUAAUCGCUUAGGAAAAGGGGCUGCAUAGCACCAUCGUCACCCAGCCGGGCCAUUCACACUGGGCCACGCACGGAUGGGAGCAUCAAGCUUUUUGAUUCUCCAUUGAAACAAACAUGGCGACCAUGGCCAUGCCUCCACACGAUCCCAUCAUGUCGCAAACACACGCUCUAUCACCUCCUUCUCCACACUUGGAUGACAAUGGAUCAGGCAUGCUGGGUACUUCCUUGACUUUCCCAUCACUGCAUUUGGGAUCGUUUGACUCGAGAUCACCCAACGACUUUGCUUCGUCCACUCCCUUACCUAGACCGCCCAAUUCUAUGGGUCCGCCAGGCAGUCCUGGCAUAGGAGAAGAGGGAAGACAGUACAAUCACUCGUGGUCACCGUCAUCGAACCGUUCUCCACCGCCUGGCUCCCGUUCUAUGGCUCUGGGUGGUUCUAGAGAUCGUUUGGAAUCAUCAUCAUCGUCGUCAUCAUUAUCACCUACUCGCGCAUCACAGCCUCAGAGUUACAGUCCCACACCCUCAUCAUCUCGACUUCCAUUACCUCCUCAACUCUCCCCUCUUAAUCUCAACACCAAUACCAAUCCUUACUCCAACCUUCCGAACGGCUCAUCAACGCGUCCCCUUUCACCUCUGAGGUCUCGAGCAGACUCUGGACCUUCAAAUAGUGCGACUAGGCCAUUUACAGCACCGAGCCUGUCCUCUGCCCCGUUACGAGUUCCUGGUCAAAACGGAUCGAACACAGCCAAAGAAUCAUUGACGGUUCAUAUACCAACCGGAGCAUUCCCGUACAAUGGACCUGAUCGCGAGUACGGGCUCAGACACUCGCCAGGCGUCGGAAGGAGACGGACCAUCGUUCAGGGUUCUGCUACACUGUCUCAGCCUUCAGAGGCCUCGUAUGAAGAGAGCAUGCCGGAGCCACUCCCAAUCGGUAGUCUCUCCCUUGGAUCGCCCUCCAAUGCCCAUCGAAAGUCGCCUUCCCCACCGAGGGUCGAGCGCGGUUCCCUGAUCAUGCCAAUCGCGAAGCCGACGCCUGCUUCCCUCAUGACCGGGAACAAUGCGGCUGCAGAUACGAUACCGGACACACCGAGUCGGCGGUUGGAGAAGCGUACUUCAGACAUGGAACUCCAGCGCGUGACCUCCGGAUCCCCAACCCCUAAGCGUUCCCUACCUAGACCGCCAGAACUGUCGAUCGGACAGCUGAGGGACGUGGUCCCGCGGGACUCGGAUCCGGUGGGUGACUCGACCAAUCGGACUCCUCUGCCAGUCGCCAUGUCCCCAUCGGCCACCGCUGCUGGCGUCAAGCCGCGUGCCCGAAUACAAUCAUCACCGAACAUACCCAUUGUAUCUGGUUUGGCCGAUGCAGGCCCAUACGCAGCGGCUGCGACCUCGUCAAAACCCGCGCCAAAACCUUCUCCUCAACGCGCAUCGAGGCAACCCAAAGAGGAAAUCUGUCUGGAGUGUAUGAUGCGAGAUCGAGAUUUGGCGGAUGUGGAUGUCGUCGGUCCAGGUGUCUGGGCCCGCGCGAGUGACGCGGACUUUGAAGAGCUCAAGGCAAGGGAGAACGCUCUGCUACAAUCUGUCGGGCCUUCGACAUCGUCGUCCGGAGAUCACUCUGCCAAUGGUCCUCUGGAGUCGGACGAUGACGAGAGUCUGCCUUCCACUGGCCAUUCGGUCAUUGACGAGGCUCGCAGACGGAAACGCAGGGAGGCAAAAAGCGCAAAGCGCAGAGAAGUGGAUGCUGUGGUCCGGAAGCUCGGAUGGAGAGGUUUCAGAUGGGAGGAAAGGGGAGAGGGAUUCCCGGAAGGCUUCCGCGGCACUAAGGGUGCACCGUUGUCUGAAUCAGGGAUCAAGGCUAUCAUGAUAAAAUUCCCAUCGUCAUCUGCACACCGAGCUGAAGCUCUGGACACCUAUCUGUAUCACCAGGCGAUCCUCGUCCGCGAGCUUCGGGCAGAGGCUCAAAAGCGAGGUGGAUAUCCUGAACCUGGGACCAAUCAAACGCCCGUCGUCGCGCCACGAUCCAGCUCCGUCGAAUGGGAAGCAAAACACGCUCGGGAACUCUCAGCUCAUAUGCGAGGCGCUUUCGAUGCCAAACUCGAUACCGUCAAGUCGAAGCUUCGUUCACCUCUUGACACACUGCAGGCUCCCAACAACGAGGUGUCAUCCAUGCGACCUUCGCCGUCCUCACCUGCUGAUCUAGCGGGCAUGGCGAGAGUCAACGUGCCAAAGGCGGUUGAGAGACCGGCGACUCAUUUCUACCCUGAACGUGAACCUCGUGCGAGAGGCAUGACGACGACCAGUACGAUCAGCGCCAUGACUGCACCACCUAAUUUGCGCGGAGCUGCGCAGCCACGAGCGGAUGAUAUGGAUGAAUUCUGGCCACCAACUUCCGAAGGUGGACUCAGACCAUUCUCGUUCGCGGUGCGUGCUGGUGCGGGUGGCGGGGGAAGUGUGAGCGGUAGCGACGGUCACGGCAGGAAGACCAUCUUUGGACGAUUUGGAGGGUCUGUCACAAGCCUGUUUGGUGGAUCCAAUCAUGGCAGUGGAAGCAUGAUGGAUAUGCACCUUGGUCUCGAUGCCGACAAGCAUCAGCCUGGCUAUUCGCGUGCUGCUUCGUUAGCCUCGCCGCCGCGCCAAUCUUUCUUCACGCGGUCCCGAGCUUCUUCUAUCAAUGAGCAGCAAGAGAGGAGGAUCCGACAAUCUGUUUCGACAUCCCGCCUAUCUCAGGCCAUUCAUCCGGAGGAUACAAAGGCGAAGGGCUUCCGCGGCCUGUUGAAGAAGAUGAGACCGAAGAAAGACAAGGAGGCCAUCCUCCAAGUUCAGACGCCUCAAAUUUACCAGGAAGGCUCUCUCGCACCUCCUCCUCGGAUGUCAUAUUUCGAUGCCGGAGAUCGUCAGCGCACCGGCUCGAAUGCAUCGAUGCUCACUGGCGACUCUGCGUCUGUGAUGGGUCGACAAGGCUUCCGAUCGGUGUCCGCACCGCAGGCUGGAAGCUCAAGCGGCGGUAGCCAAAGUGCUAGCCCCACGAGCUCGAGGUAUAAUCGUCGGGAGUCAUCGUAUAACCAACCUGGGUCAGCGGUUGAGCUCUUGUCGCCUGUCAAUGGGUCUAAAGGGGAUGCGACGCUGCGAUCCAGUGAUCGAAACACGACGUACAGACCGCACAACAAAACCGCUUCAUCAUUCUCCAACAGCUCUCUUGUCACUCCUCCGUUGACGAAUCCCAAUGGAUAUGGGCCCUUUUUCUCCGGUCACUCGACGCGGACUUCACCACAGAGUGUCCAUCGCUACCAACAGGGUCCGUCACAAAGUCAGUACCGGGAUACUUCACCAGACUUUGGACCGAUCGACUACUCGCGAAGUCCUCCUCGAGUCCCUUCUGGAGAAAUGUAUGCUCAGCCUGUCGGGACGGACUCGGUGGGAAGUUUCGGAAUGAGAGGAGGCGGACAACAAGGAGACUCCACGAUCAAUGGUUAUGCGCAGUCUUACCAUGUACGCGAUGCCUCACAAUAUGGUAUGCGGUAUUCUGGAGACAGCUACAAUGUUCGUGUCGGUAGUGGCGGCGCUGGAGGAUAUGCAGGUGGGAAUGGGGGAGACAGCGGGAGCAUCAUGUCGGGUGGAAGUAAUAACAAGACGAGAAAGGGGAGAGGGUUCAAAUUAUUCGGCAAGUCGAAUCGAUAGUCGGUGUGGAACUAGUUUAGGGGGAUAGACAAGGGGCAGGCAGGGGAUUUGGCAUGGAUCAGGACCAGGACUUUUGGUACUCAUGAGGUAAAGACGACAUAUACAAGAGAUUUGAUGAUCAUGAUACGGUUUGGACGAUCGGUGAACAUGGGAGGUGGGGGCGAUUGGUCUGGAGAUUAAGCUGUAGCAGGACUUUUCUUGGUGUAUGCACGGGUAUGAC
Messenger RNA from Kockovaella imperatae, 4214 nucleotides. RefSeq lists its product as hypothetical. Bases 431 to 3994 code for a protein of 1187 amino acids. The transcript is spliced from 3 exons. Lineage: Eukaryota; Fungi; Basidiomycota; Tremellomycetes; Tremellales; Cuniculitremaceae. The record is from RefSeq and is a predicted model, not a curated record.